Molecule: messenger RNA, 4328 nt
Organism: Papilio polytes (common Mormon)
Lineage: Eukaryota; Metazoa; Arthropoda; Insecta; Lepidoptera; Papilionidae
Gene: brun
Product: protein brunelleschi
Exons: 17
Coding region: 257-4222 (1321 amino acids)
Cellular component (GO): trans-Golgi network
Source: RefSeq, a predicted model, not a curated record
UGUCAGAAAAUUAACCAAAACAAUCAAUAACGUCAAAUUGUGAUUUUUAGAUUCCAAAGUGUAAUUUGAUUUAAAUUUUAAUGGACGUAGUAAUUUAAUAUAAUAACUGAACUGUUAGCUGUUUAGCAAAAAGUAGUUUGCUGAAUGUUUCAAGAAACAUAUGUCCUACUCAAUGUUGAAAGUCGUAAGUGGUGAAACUGGCAAGAAAGUGAAUAGAAAAAAUAUUUUACUUUCAUAUUGAUCUAAUGAGAUAUCAAUGCGAUCAUCCUUGAGCUAUAUAUUAUCUCACGCGCCUGGAGAGUCGGUAAUGUCGCAUCCUGACUACGCGCAACAUGCCCAACACCACGCCUGCCUUUUGGUGUUGGUCAAAGGUAUUGGGGGCGUCCUCAAGAAUUUUAAUAAGUUGUGGGAGCGGAUACAGCGGGUCAACAACAUUAAGGUUACUGAUUCCACUGGACAAGUGAGAGAUAUUUGGGUUAGAUAUGUCAGGGAUUACCCUGUGGAAAACAAUGAUUGGGGAGAUUUUCAGACUCAUAGACGGUUGCUGGGUUUGAUAACUCUAAGUAAGUUUACAAACCAAAUAGAGUUAAAUGAAGUAUGCAGAGUCCAUGAGUCUCUAAAAGUUAAAUAUUCUAACACAUUGUAUGACUCUCGAGCUUUCAUGUUUGGUCCUGGCAGUAAUUUGAAGAAACCAGAACAAGAACCAGAGACUUAUAGUGUGUAUGAAGACAAACAGACAGAAGAUAAGAACAGCUUGAAUUAUAAACCAACAAGUGAGCCAGGAGACAGUCUAUCAUCAAAUGAUAGUUAUGCACAAUCAACAUCAUCCAGUGCUUCUUGUGUAGUUCAGGAAGAAAAUUUCACAAUACCAUCUAAUUUUAAAACCCAUGCAAUGUUCUAUGGAGAGAAUGAACCAGUGUCGGACUUAGAACAGAAUGUAGCUGAUCUCAUUAACUCACUAUUUUGGGUAGUUGAGUCUAAAAGAUUGGAGAGAUCUCGUGAAAAACUUGACAAAGUGUCAUUACUUUUAGCACCAUUUGAGAAAAGGGAUUUUAUAGGUCUAGACAUGGAUUCACGUAAUAACAAAAAGCGUUGUAUGGGCAGAGUGACCAAAAACUUAGCUGAUUUAACAUUGCAAUCUGGACUAGUAGCUGAAAGUUUAAGUUUGUAUCAUUCAGCUGCGGAGAUAUUAAAGGCUGUUAAUGAUUGGUUAUGGCUGGCUGCUGCAAAAGAAGGACAUUGUGCUGCCUCUGCUAUCCUCAUUUACCCGAAUUUACGUACAACAAUGCCUUUACAUCGAAACGCAAGCCUUCAAGAGAGUUCACCUAAUAAGAAGCCCUUAUCAUUAUUCCAACCGAGUAUUGAUUCGUUCAGGAAAUACAAGCUUACCUCAUCACCGUUAAGAUCAUCGAAAACAUCCAGUCCGAUAAACCCACCCAGUGAAUUAACUCCAUCUUCCUCCGAUAGUGUUGAAACUUCAUCGAGACAAUCAGAAACUGAUAAUGCGGAUACGGAAUCUUUAGCUUCCUCCAGUGAUAUUGAAUACCAAAGUCAGAAAUCGUACAUAACUAUGGAUAUACCUUCAAUACCUAGACAGGUUAAUAACCAAUAUCUUCUAAAUGGAGAAGAUAUUGCUGAGAAGUAUCGGAAAGCUAUAAUACAUUAUAGUAAAUAUCAAAAUGCUGGUAUUAUUGAAACUGAAGCGUGUUUUAAAGCAGCGAGGAUUGCUGUAGAACAGAAUAACACUUUGUUAACAUCUAGUUUUCUACAGAAUGUAAUAUUUAUUAAUCUGACGCUCAGUGAACAGGAGAAGAUUCAAAGAUUCGAUACACUUGCGGAAAUUUACAAGGAAAUAGGUUUCCUACGCAAAGCUGCGUUCUACCAGCGCCUGGCAGCAACGCGGCAGGUGAGCGCCAACAACCCCAACCCCGACUGGCAGCGCUGCUACUACCUCAUGCUGCACAGCUUCCCCGGACACAUGCUCAGUCUGGACCCCGGCCAUCUCCAGCAGCAUCAGAUUGGUUGGCCGGCGCUGCAGAUCCAGCUGCUGCAGGAGGUGGUGGUGGCGUCGCGGCGCAUGGGCCACCCCGCGCUGGCCACGCGCCACAUGACCUUCCUGCUGCAGACCAUGUGGCCGCACCUCGCGCCGCACGACCACCGCGACCUCGCCAUACAGCUGCAGGCGGUAUCAGCACAAUGUGAGGGAGGUCCAGUUCCGCUGGUGCUAGAAACCGGCGAGGUGAUACCGCCAGCUAACUUGACCCAAGUGCCGCAGUGCCUCAGCUUCUCGCCCAGACCUCUGCCCCCGGCGCGGGCCCCGCACUCCGUCAAGUGUAAAGUACAACAGGGACCUUUUAUCUUCACACCGAUACAUUUCGGUAGUCUCGAGAGGAAAUCUAAGAAAGAAGAAGGGAAAAUGGAAUAUCUAUGGGUAGAGGAUGAUAUAUGUGAAGUCCAAAUGAAAUUGACCAACCCAUUACCGUUUGAACUGAAAGUAUCUAAUAUGCGUCUUCUAACAUCUGGGGUAGUAUUCGAAUCGUUGCCAGAAACGAUAAUAUUACCUCCAGAUUCACCGACAACAGUAAAUUUACACGGAACUCCUAAAGAAGUGGGCGAAUUACAAAUAUUGGGAUAUUCCACGCAUACGCUGGGAGUUAAAUCUAAUUGUAGAUUGAAAAAUUUACCUUUAAGUAGCAAAUUUCCAACUGCAUACGUUAUUGAAGUAAUUCCAAGUUUGCCGAUGAUGUUGAUAGAGACGAAUUUGUCGGGACACUUGAAUGUUUCCAGUGAGAGUCAUACUAAUGUUACAAAUGUAUCUCUCUAUAACGGUGAAAGUACUGAAUGUACGAUCAAAUUAACCAAUACCAGUGCUGUGCCUAUUGAAUAUUUGGAUUUAGCGAUACAGUCAAAUAUGGAUAAUCAAAUGCAAUCUAAAGUAUUCCAAUGGUCAAACGAGGAUAUACAGCGUCAGUUGCCCAUACUGCCCAAUGCAGUGGCCACACUCACUCUCCACUUAUACGCUGAAGCCGACUUCCUGGACCUCGGAGGUGAUGGAGAGAAUCUGUUCCCCAACAGCCUCACCUCCAACUACCCAUCAAGAGUGGGCUCCCCCGCGCACAACGCGCAGCUCUCGCUGCCCACGCAGAGUUCCAACCCACAUACAUCACUAAGCAGCGGGUUAAUGGUUAACAGAACUUCUGGCAGUUUCAGAUCUUCAAAUUCUCAAACGACAAGUUGGUCAGCGCCGCUGUCCGUGAUGCCGCCGUCUAGAGGACGACAGGUUGAAGCACAGAUGAUACUAAGGUACUCGGGCGGCGCGGGGCGCGAGAGCCAGUGCCGGCAGGCCACGCUGCAGUUCAACUUGGAGCUGCUGCCCAGCGUCUCCAUCACGCACUGGGAUGUGCUGCCGGCGGAAAUACCCACACAGCUGUACCUGGUGUUGGAUGUCACAAACCUGACGUCGGAGGAGAUGUCGUUCCACUACACGGCGGACAAGCACAUACUGAUCGAGAGCAAGGAGUCGCGGAGGGUGCCCGUGCCGCUGGACCGCUGCCCCUUCAACCUCGCGCCCAAUAAAUAUGACGAAGAUACGUCAGAAUCGAAGUGUUCAUCGAGAUGUAGCGGGGCGCCGAGCCUGGAGCGGCUGUGCUCGGAGCACAUCCGCAGCGCGGUGUCGCUGCGCUGGCAGCUGCUGCAGUCGGCGCUGCGCGGCGCCGCCUCCGUGCGCGGCAUCACGCUCUCGCACGCCAUGAUGGACAUCGUCCGGAUGUCGCCUCUCAACUGGGAGGUGAGCGUGAACGAGCAAUGCAUAAAGGCGCAGGAGGAGGUGGUGUGCGGCGCGGGCGAGCGGCUGGGGGUGCGCGUGCGCGUGCAGAACGCGCUGAGCCGGCCGCUGCGCCAGCUCUGCCUUUCGCUGCAGUUCUACCAGGACUACAACAACGGCGUGCUCUGCUACGACCUCGACAACCGCCUCGCCACCGCCGGCAAUAACAAGGUGGUUUUGUCAACAUUAACGGAAAGUUCUAAAGCGUUUCAUGAAUGUACCGUUGUCUUUUUAACUCCGGGCGAAUAUAAAAUAGACAUACAAUGCUCUACCACAGAGCCGAUAUUAGAAGAACCUGUUAAGGAGGUCGACAACACUUCGAUAAUACAACCGUGCUCCGGAGAAGUCAACCACGUAUGGAGAUUCAUUCCGCCUGUAGCGAUAAGUGUCACUGAUUAAAAUAAUAUUUAUUCAAUAUUAACAUAUUUAUGUCAAUAUAUGUGUAUAUCCUUAUCAAAUUAUAAUUUUCGUAUUUAAUAUGUUAUAAAUAAAGGAAAACAAAGAA